GGCUCCCUCGCCUGUCAAUCAACCGAAGUCACAAAGGUGUUGUUGAGCCGUCUUUGACAGGUAUGAUGUCGUCAACAAAGCGGCCACAGCGACCGACAACGGUCGCCGGUCCGGUUUGUUCCGUGUGAAGCUUAAACGUGAUGAGAUGCCGCUUGGUUUUCAACCUAACGUCACCCUUUGACAGCCACCGCCGGACGGGACGGGGACCGGAGCUGAAUGUAGCCUAGCAGCUGCUGAGCCAGCCGCGGAGAAAGGUGGCCAUUGUUUGAGUUGUUGGCUAACAUGGCAACGAGAGCUAACGUUAGCAGCGUCGGCUAGACGGGCUUCACUCCCCGCGUUGAUGCAGAAGAUUGAACUGCUGUGGUCAUCCUGCAUAAUGUGUGACGGUCGUGAAGCCAGUAAGCAGUGCCUGUCCCUCUCACCCUCAUCUUGGGCCAUCCCUCCCAUUUAACCCAUCUCUCCCUGAAGUCUCUCUGCCAACCACCCAGGAUGACCGACAGGAAGGAGCCACCCUUCUUUAAUGACGACAGCGUGGGAGCUUUUCACUAUAAACUCCCUUUCUAUGACACUAUGGAGCUCUUCAUAGAGACCCUGACAGGGACCUGUUUUGAGCUGCGCGUCUUGCCCUUUGAGGCUGUCAUUUCAGUCAAGGCAAAGAUCCAGAGGCUGGAAGGUAUCCCUGUUGCCCAGCAACACCUUAUCUGGAACAAUCUGGAGCUGGAUGAUGAACAUUGUCUGCAUGACUAUGGCAUUGCAGAGGGCUGCACAUUGAAACUGGUCUUAGCUAUGAGGGGAGGCCCUAUUAACACCAGGAGAGUAACCAUGGAGGAUCCUAUCAAAGAGGUGGCCGAGCUGAUGGACAGCACAAAGGAGGAGGGUUGGGAGAAAAGCCUGUCCAACAAGCAGGUCACGUUUGUGGUCUAUCGUGAGGGCGACCAGCUAAACUUUUUCAGAGUGGUCGACAGAGGAGAUGGCACCCUGACCCCGCUGUCUGAAUCUCUGAGUGGCGGCUCGGUGUAUAAUGUGUGCGUGGAGGAGGAGGAGGAUGGAGAGAGUUAUGCAGCUGCACAGCAGAGCCUUGAGAACUCCAUCACCAUGAAUAAAAUGAAGCUACUCAAAGCCAAGAUGGAGGACAUGAACCUCAACAAAAAGCCUAAGAAGUCUGCAAAGAUAAAGCCACGGCCCCCCGUCAGCCCACAUCCCUUCAGUGGCUCUCUUGGACCUUCCAGCACACGACACCACCAUCGCCUCUUUCGCUCGCUUCCCCAGAUCAACCAGCCUCGGCAGUCGAGUGCACAACUACCUCCAGUCGCUGACCAUAAAUCCGUAAACCCCUCCUCGCCCUCUGCUGCUGCAACAUCUGCCCAUUUGUCCAUCCCGAGGCGACCCCCUCCCUCGUUCUCUUCACCUUCUUGUUAUAUGCUUCAGGAGGAGGAGCCAUGGGAGACAUGUCCACCAUUUGCAAAGAUCCGCCCCCCUCCCAAAGUGUCUCGGUUGGACAUUGGCAGCACCAGGUUGAUGAGGGAUUGUGUGUACCCUCAGCUUCCUCCACUUUGUAUCAGGGGGCCACCUGAAGCCACCUUUGACCCAGCUGAACCUGCAGCAGAGGCAGUCGGGCUGGGUUUGUUGGAGGAAGCUGCUGGGCUGGUGGUGCCAACACAAACUGGAGCUCCAUUUGGGGAACUGUCAGACCCUCUUAGUCUUGACGUGUCCACCCAGCCAGAGGGAGGCCGUCUGUCCCUCGAAGUUGGGGCUCAGCACCAGCUGCCACUCUCCCCUUCCCCGCUUAGCACCUGGACACUUGGGUCAAGUGAUACUCUCACCAGCAGAGCUGAUAGGACACAGCUUGGCACUUCUUUUCAUAUCAGCCCUCCCUCUCCAUUGCCCACCUCUGCUUCACCACCCACUCCGAGCAGACUGCUGCCUCAGCCUUUUGAUUCCACACUCUCCUGUUUACAGCCCAACCUUCAAGCACAAUCCUCAGCACAAGUGAAACCAGGCAACGCAUCCCCUCUCCCCUCCGCCACCACAUCAUCUCAUCCACCACGCCUCCGUGGCGUCAAAGUGGAGUCACCUGGCAAGAGGCCAGAGCUUAUCUCCAAGAGGGAAGCAAGAGGCAUCACUAAGUUGGCCAACCAAGCCUGUAAGGAGCCAUUAGGGUCCUUGAACAACGCUGAACUCUUGGCUUCUCUUUCCACAAGGGCUCCAGACAGCAGCAACAGCAGGGACGGCCUUGGAGAGGGUCUAGGACUUGCACUGGCAUUGCCUCCUGCCACUGCCUCAGGACAGGGCGGCAUUAGCUCCAGGCUGCCAUCCAUCCCAACUAACAGGCUCCUUCAGGAUGAUCUCCUAAGACAAAUGUCACCGUUACACAGAGCAGCAGCCUCUUACAUGGCCACCAACACUCUUGCGUCAGCCGGGGGAGUCUUGACUUCUUUCGGGAGAAUAGGCACUCCAACAUAUCACCUACCUCCAGUCAAGGCUCCCACAGGCAGCAGCAAGAAGAAGAGCUCAAAGCACUGCUUCCUCUGCGGCAAGAAGACUGGCCUGGCCACCAGCUACGAGUGCAGGUGUGGUCACAACUUCUGUGCCACACACCGUUACGCUGAGACGCAUGAGUGCACCUACGACUACAAGAGUGCCGGACGGCGAUUUCUGGAGGAGACCAACCCUCUUAUCAGUGCUCCCAAGCUGCCUAAGAUCUAGACCCGACGACCCUCACCCCUCACCCCUCAUUAGGGAUGACCUGCAGAAGUACAGGUUAAUCUGACUGAACGGUAGAGAUUCUGUCAUUUCUUGCAGAAAAGAGGAACUUAUUCACCACUGUGUGCUUUUUUUUUUUUUUUUUAAUAAGCCAAGUUUGCUUAAUCAUUUAAAUAAAAUAUUCUGUAAAGCCAAGUGUGAACAAACGAGAGUAGACUGAAAUGGCACAGAACUACUUAUCUUGACAAUGUGAAGAUGUUUAUCCUUUUUGUUCUUUUUCCAUUGCCUAAAAACAAAACCAACAAAAAAAAAAAACUGUGCAUGUAUGUAGGUAGUUUUCGCUAAAUAUAUCUGCUGCACGUUCAGAAAUAUCCGUUUUAAUUUUCAGCCUUUUUUCCCUUUUUAAUAGGACCGCUGAUGACUUUUCACUCGACAAGUCUUUGACAGAUGCACUUUAGAACUAUCAUAUUUAUACAUUUGAAUUUCCUUAUUGUUGGGUGGAAGGAUACUUAUUUCUGUAUUUGUCUUAUGAAGUGUUUAUGUUGUUGUCAUCCAGAUUUUUAUAUUCUGCACCUCUAUACGUCUUUCUUACAUGGGCACAUACAUACCGACAUCACUAAUGAAAUAUUUCAGUACAGUACACCCACUUAUUGAUGAAAUACUUAAUAUUUAUUAAUGAAUACUACUUAUUUAAAUUCAAGGUUGGUUUGAAAUAGCAAGUAUGCAAUGUGUGUAGGUGUGAAUGUCAGUUGUAAUCUGUAAUCCUAUAAAGUAAAGUGUAUUAGGAUGGGGGGCGGGGGCGGGCGUUAUGAUAUUUAUGAUGUGUCUAUAAGUAAGGUGGUUGCCAUAAAAAAAAAAAAAAUCUUUUGUAAGUCUUUUUUAUUGCUCAGCUGUUGCAAAAACUUUAAAUGCUGUUAUAGUAUCUACAGGGGUUUGAUCUAAUAAAGUUUCUUUCCGUACAUACUGUA
This is a messenger RNA of Larimichthys crocea (large yellow croaker), 3671 nucleotides long. It is a transcript of the gene zfand4, whose product is annotated as zinc finger, AN1-type domain 4. Gene Ontology annotation, molecular function: protein binding; zinc ion binding. Bases 490 to 2706 code for a protein of 738 amino acids. The transcript has 10 exons. The record is from RefSeq and is a predicted model, not a curated record. NCBI's taxonomy places the organism in Eukaryota, Metazoa, Chordata, Actinopteri, Sciaenidae.